Messenger RNA from Anopheles maculipalpis, 948 nucleotides. RefSeq names its product death-associated inhibitor of apoptosis 1-like. The transcript is spliced from 2 exons. NCBI's taxonomy places the organism in Eukaryota, Metazoa, Arthropoda, Insecta, Diptera, Culicidae. Gene Ontology annotation, molecular function: ubiquitin protein ligase activity; cysteine-type endopeptidase inhibitor activity involved in apoptotic process. The record is from RefSeq and is a predicted model, not a curated record. Gene Ontology annotation, cellular component: nucleus; cytoplasm. Bases 1 to 948 code for a protein of 315 amino acids. Gene Ontology annotation, biological process: negative regulation of apoptotic process; regulation of cell cycle; positive regulation of protein ubiquitination.
AUGCAGGAUUCGAUUCGGGAAAGCGAUUAUAACAAAGAGGUGGAUCGGUUGCGAACGUUUGAAUCCUGGCCACUUGCUUACAUUCAGCCGAGCGAUCUAGCUCGGUGGGGGUUCUACUACGUUAGAAGAGAUGAUGUAGUGCGCUGCUACUUUUGUAAGAUUGAGCUUGGAAGCUGGGAAGAAACCGAUGUGGUGCCUCAGGAACACCUCAAAUGGUCGCGCCAUUGUCCAUUGAUGACAAAGCAUCCAACAACGAAUGUACCGCUCGAUCCAAACUUUCUCAACCAGCUAGCUGAAUUAGUUCCGGAUGUAACUGGUGCUGUGGAUGAGCCACAGUGGAACAUCGUAGAAUAUUUUCUAGGUGAAACGUCGAACAAUGGACCGUUUGCGAAUCAAACCGCUCUGCAGCCAGAUUCCGUACCAAUAUACCGCCCGAUGUUCCCACACUAUCAAGGAGAAUCGGCACGUUUGUUGAGCUUCAAGGAAUGGCCUAAAGCGAUGAAACAAACGCCAGAACAGCUGGCCGACGCUGGUUUCUUCUACACCGGAAAGAGUGACAUUGUGCAGUGCUUUUGCUGCGGUAGUGCCCUAAGAAACUGGCUGAGCGAAGAUGACCCGUGGACAGAGCAUGCAGCCAACUUCAGUGGAUGUUAUUAUGUGAAGUUGAUGAAGUCAGAAGACUUUAUUCGCCAAUGUCAGAAGCAAACGACAGCGAACGAUAGCAGCGUGGAACAGGCCGAAGCUAAUGUUGUGUCGAAACCCAAUGAAGCUUCCGAGGAUGAGGUGACGGAUGAGAAAAGUUGUAAGGUUUGCUACAGCAGACCGUAUGACACGGUUUUCAUGCCGUGUGGGCACGUGGUAGCGUGUGGAAAGUGUGCCAGUUCCGUUACCAAAUGUCCACUGUGCAACGAGCAGUACACCAACGUCGUACGGAUAUUUCUUUCGUAG